Messenger RNA from Auanema sp. JU1783, 900 nucleotides. Lineage: Eukaryota; Metazoa; Nematoda; Chromadorea; Rhabditida; Rhabditidae. The record is from the annotation of a GenBank genome assembly.
AUGGCAAGUUCAGCAAGGCUCGCAGAGGCGCAGGAGUGCGAAAAACGCGCGGCUGAUUGCCUCAAAACUUCGAUGAUUAAGCUUAAGUUCAAACCGGACUUUGAUGGCGCUGCCACUGCAUUGGAAAGAGCAUCAGUCUGCUAUAGAAAUGCGAACGACAUUAAAAAUGCAGUUCGUGUUUUGCUAGAAGCUGCUCAGCACUACGAACAGAAUGGCAAUAUCUUCCAUGCUGCGAAGGCUCGUGAAGGAGCUGCUAUGUUGUCUCGCGAUUCUGGCGAUAGUGCUAGCGCCUAUACAUAUUUCGAACAAGCUAUCGAUGGUUAUGCAAUGGCCGGCAGUUUGGAUACUGCAGCUAUGACUGUUGAGAAGGCUGCUAAAGUGAUUGUCCAAGGGGAGCCUCUGAAAGCUAUUCAGUUGUUCGAAAAAGGCUUAGCCCUUGUGCAACAAUCAGAUCGGUCUAAGAUGGCUGGAGAGUUCUUGAAUCAAAUCACAAAGAUUAAUUUAAAACUAGAGCGGUAUAAUGAAGCUGCUAAAGCUAUUCGCGAAGAAAUUGAAAAAUAUGUUGAAGUCAAGGAGAGUCCACGUGUAGGACAGUUAGCUAUUGGAUUAAUAUUGACUCAGUUAGCAUUGGAGGAUUCUGUUGCUGCAACUAAAAGCUUCGGCUGGGUUCUGAGUGUUUGUCCUGACUUCGAAUUCACCGAUGAUGCCCGAGCUUGCCAGCAAAUGAUUUAUAACUAUGAAAAUGGAGAUGAUGAACAGUUCCAAAACGUUCUGAACUGUGGAUCGUUGAAAAGCAUGGAUAAUGAGUAUUUGCGCCUACAAAAGAAGCUCAAAGCUCCUCACAGUGAGACAGCAGAGAACGGAGGCAACGGUGAUGAGGAUGAGGAUGAUUUGCGAUAA